This is a messenger RNA of Aspergillus affinis, 2142 nucleotides long. RefSeq names its product putative chromate ion transporter. Bases 1 to 2142 code for a protein of 713 amino acids. The record is from RefSeq and is a predicted model, not a curated record. The transcript is spliced from 5 exons. NCBI's taxonomy places the organism in Eukaryota, Fungi, Ascomycota, Eurotiomycetes, Eurotiales, Aspergillaceae. Gene Ontology annotation, biological process: chromate transport. Gene Ontology annotation, molecular function: chromate transmembrane transporter activity.
AUGAUCCUCCUAACCCGGUCGCGACUCAUCUCGUCCCUACGAGCGCUGAAUCGAACAUGGCGCAGCCAUGCAGAAGACCAUGGAAGCACAGGAGAACACCUCCUUGGACGCUUGGUCGAGGUCGUUCGGCAGACGUGGUAUCUGGGAUUUACGUCCUUCGGGGGGCCGCCGAUUCAUUUCCAGAUCUUCCAUGCCCGGUUUGUCGAACACGAGAAGUGGGUUGAUGAGCAGACGUACCAAGAACUCUUCGCUAUCUGUCAGGGUCUGCCUGGACCGGCGUCUACAAAGAUGUUAUUCUGCCUGACGCUGCUUCACGCUGGUUUCAUCCCGGCCUUGCUAGCAUUUAUCCUCUGGUGUCUGCCCGGCGCAAUCGGCAUGUAUGCCCUCUCUCUCGGCGUGCAACGGAUCGACGAAACCCUCCCCACGCCAGUCUACGCUCUUCUCUCCGGUCUGAAUGCCUCGACUGUAGGCAUUAUCGCCCUUGCUGCCGUCCAGCUAGCUGAAAAGGCAAUUCGCGAUAAUAUUUCCCGCAUCUUAGUUAUCUUCGGCGCAUGCGCUGGUCUCUGCUACAGCGCUCUGUGGUAUUUCCCUGUUCUAAUGGUCGCUGGUGGUGUUGCUACUGCCCUGUGGGAUGGGUGGAUGUAUCAACAGAUUCUUAGGGUGAAGAUUGCGUGGAGAAAUAGGAAUCGGCAGCCCGAACCCGAGAGUGAUGCUCCAGGACCCGCAGGCCGUGAGCGUUUGUCUUUGCGGAAUUCAGGACAGGGGGCUGGAACGGAGAUGCUACGGAUGAGAAAGUCCGGUACUGAGGCGUCCCGGCCGAACUCAACUGAUAUCCAGGCCAUAGAAGAAAGAGAAGCGCCUCCUUCACAUGACCAUAUCAUCCGUAUCCGUGUCGGGUCUGGAAUUCUCAUUUUCUUCUUCGCCUCCUUCGUCGCCAUUCUUGUGUCAAGAGCCAAACUCUCAGCACCCCCUGUGUCCCUCGACCUCUUCGCAAAUAUGUACAUAGCCGGCACUGUAAUCUUCGGCGGCGGCCCCGUUGUCAUCCCUUUGCUCCGGUCAUACGUCGUAGACCCCGGCUGGGUUUCCAGUCGAGACUUCCUGAUCGGCCUUGCGAUAAUCCAGGCCUUUCCCGGCCCAAACUUCAAUUUCGCAGUCUUUCUCGGCGCUCUUGCCCUCCGAACCACACCCUUCCCGACAGUCUUCGGUGCAUUUCUCGGCGGGUUAGGGAUUUUCUUCCCUGGGAUUGCCCUCGCUGUCGCGAUCCAGUCAUUCUGGCGUGUUCUGCGGAAACGGAAGUAUAUUGUUGAUUUCCUCCGCGGUGUGAAUGCAUCAGCUGUAGGAUUGGUCUUUACAGCCGUGUACCGGCUUUGGGAAAUCGGGUAUCUGAAUCCGCGAGAUCGUGAGGGACAGAGUCUGGGGAAGGAGCCCUGGUGGGUUGUUAUUGCCGCUGUUACUUAUGCCCAGAGUGCAUGGUUCAACGUUCCGCCUGCGGCUGCAAUUUUGCUUGGUGCUGUGCUUGGGUUGUGUUGGUAUGGAGUCCUCACUUGGGAUGUCUCCAUAUAUCUGCUCCCCGGAAAGCAUAUUUUGAUAACUAACCUCUUACAAAUGUACUCUCACGAUAAACAAACAUGCCUCGAAAUUCCUGUUCCUCUGUCGGUGAAAGACCUAGUUCGUGCCCCGUCGGUCUGCCUUCCUAACCGCGGAGAUCACGAAGGCGUGGAAGUACUCGAGAAAUUCGGCAAAGCUCUACUUCUACCCGAAGAAGAAAUCGCUCAGGCGCAGAACUUGGCAGCCGGCCUUUCGGACAUAGUGGUUCUAUUGGAACGUCCACGCCACAGAAGGGACCACAAACUCAACAUCAGUUUCGAAGACUUUAUCAAAAGUUGCAAGACAUUGUUAGCAGUCGACGAGCUCAUUCGCUUCGCUACCAAAGGUGCCCGAAGCAUACAUACUGUAACCGUACUGGACGCAUUCUCUUAUCGACCUGAUAAAUGUGCAACGGAGGAAGAUAAACAAUGUCAUGAAGUCCUCGCGCAAAUUUUGAGGGCGAAGAAACCAAAAGUUAGAUUAAAAUGUUAUCGUGACGCAUAUCGCGACGAGUGGCUGAAGAAAAUCGAGCUGCCAGGCGAAAUUAUCGACUAG